This is a messenger RNA of Boleophthalmus pectinirostris (great blue-spotted mudskipper), 717 nucleotides long. RefSeq names its product ras-related protein Rab-39A-like. The transcript is spliced from 3 exons. Bases 142 to 717 code for a protein of 191 amino acids. Gene Ontology annotation, molecular function: GTPase activity; GTP binding. Gene Ontology annotation, cellular component: Golgi membrane. NCBI's taxonomy places the organism in Eukaryota, Metazoa, Chordata, Actinopteri, Gobiiformes, Gobiidae. The record is from RefSeq and is a predicted model, not a curated record.
AUUCAAGUUGUAACAUGCAAACAGACACCACCCUUUUACCCACUUGCAAGAACAUGACUCUUCUAACAGUAUUGCAAUGUAUCCUGCCUUAAUACCAAACAAGGCUUCACAACUGCUCAAGACUACAAUUUAGAGGCCUUGAUGGACGGAGCACAGAAGGAAGAAAAUACGUUUCAAAUCAUUGUGCUGGGGGACUCUAAUGUGGGAAAAUCCUGUUUGCUUCAUCGUUACAUGGAAAAUGAGUAUAAGUGUCCAGGCUUGACGUUAUGUGUAGAGUCUUUUGCCCAUUCAUUGGAAAUUGAGCCAGGUGUACAUGUAAAACUGAGUAUAUGGGACACAGGUGGAUUGGAGAUAUUCAGGCCACUGAUUCGCUGCCAUUACCAUGAUUCUGUGGGAGGACUGCUGGUGUUUGAUAUAACGGACAGAGUCACAUUUGAGCACAUAAAAGAGUGGCACGCUGACUUGUGCGAAGCUGAGAGCAAAGUCGUAUUAAUACUGGUGGGCCAAAAGUGUGACGAAGAGGAGCUCAGAGGAGUGAGUCGAGAGGAGGCGGAGAGGCUGGCUGAAGAGCUGGACAUGCCCUAUGUGGAGACCUCUGCCAAAACUGGACAAAAUGUCAGUGAGGUAUUUGAGAACCUAAUUCAGCGCAUUUAUCAGAAGCUACAUAGUCAUGAUGUUCUACACAAGUGUAUGGGCCUAGAUUGCACAUUUUGUUGA